UCCAAAUAUCUUCUUCCCCUGAAGAUAAUAGACAGCUGUUCAGCGACCACAAUCACCGGUAACGGUCCUCUCUAUCUCUCUCCCCACACCAACCCCCCCCGGGUUGCAACCAAUGACAACCCUCACAGACCUCCUUCAUUUCACCUGUAAUAGUGGCCACAGUCUAAUUCCUGCCACGAAUUACCAUAUCCCUGCAAGUUUCUCCAUCUAUAACAGCAAUAAAAAUUGUCCAUUCUCUCCCUCGCGCAGACGUAACAAACUCAAUCGCAGUCGCUGGAAAUUCCAAUGCUCCAUCGCCGAGGAAUCCACAAUUUCUCCUUCCAAAGUCUCUUCGGACUACAGUGGAAAUGGUCAAUCGAUGUUGGACUGCGUUGUCGUCGGCGCCGGUAUCAGCGGCCUAUGCAUUGCCCAGGCUCUCGAGACCAAGCACGCUGGUGUCGCGCCAAAUCUGAUUGUAACGGAGGCCCAAGAUCGAGUUGGCGGCAAUAUAACAACUGUGGCUAGGGACGGCUAUCUCUGGGAAGAAGGUCCCAACAGCUUCCAGCCUUCCGAUCCUAUGCUGACUAUGGUGGUGGAUAGUGGUCUGAAGGAUGAUUUAGUGCUGGGGGACCCCAACGCGCCUCGUUUUGUACUGUGGGAAGGCAAAUUGAGGCCAGUACCAUCUAAGCUCACUGAUUUGCCCUUCUUUGACCUGUUAAGUUUUCCUGGAAAACUCAGGGCCGGCUUUGGUGCCAUUGGUUUUCGUCCUCCUCCACCAGGUCAUGAGGAGUCGGUUGAAGAGUUUAUACGUCGUAAUCUAGGCGAUGAAGUUUUUGAUCGGUUGAUAGAGCCAUUUUGUUCUGGUGUUUAUGCUGGCGAUCCCUCAAAAUUGAGUAUGAAAGCAGCAUUUGGAAAAGUUUGGAAGCUGGAGCAAAAUGGUGGCAGUGUCAUUGGAGGAACCUCUAAAGUAAUUUGGGAGAAGAUCAGGAAUCCAAAGACAGCUCCAAAUCCGCGUUUACCCACACCAAAGGGCCAAACAGUUGGAUCUUUUAGGAAGGGACUGACAAUGUUGCCAGAAGCAAUAUCUAAGAGCUUAGGUAGCAAAGUAAAUUUGUCUUGGAAGCUCUCAAGGAUCACUAAAUUGGAGAAUGGAGGAUAUAGUUUGACAUAUGAUACUCCAGAAGGAUUGGUUUCCUUGCAGAGUAAAAGUGUUGUCAUGACUGUUCCAUCCCACGUGGCCAGCAGUUUAUUACGUCCUCUUUCGGCAGCAGCAGCAAAUGCACUAUCAAAGUUCUAUUACCCACCGGUUGCAGCAGUUUCCAUUUCAUAUCCAAAAGAGGCAAUUCAUGCCGAAUAUUUGAGUGAUGGUGAACUAAAGGGGUUUGGACAGCUGCAUCCUCGCAGUCAAGGGGUGGAAACUUUAGGAACUAUAUACAGCUCAUCACUUUUUCCUAAUCGAGCGCCACCUGGAAGGAUUUUGCUCCUGAAUUACAUUGGCGGGGCCACUAAUCCUGGAAUCUUGUCAAAGACGGAGAGCCAACUUGUGGAAGCAGUUGACCGUGAUCUAAGAAAGAUGCUGAUAAGGUACAGUGCACCAGAUCCACUUGUUUUAGGGGUGCGAAUGUGGCCACAAGCGAUUCCCCAGUUUUUAGUUGGUCAUCUUGAUAUCCUAGAUGCUGCUAAAGCUGCUUUAAAUAAUGGUGGAUUCCAAGGGCUGUUUCUUGGGGGCAACUAUGUAUCUGGUGUAGCCUUGGGUCGAUGUGUGGAGGGUGCUUAUGAAGUUGCAACUGAGGUAACUAAUUUUUUGUCCCAGUGUGUGUACAAAUAAAAUGGCAUUCUGCUUGGAGAUUUAACAAAUUUUCCUUCAACUGGAAAAUGGACAAUGGGGAUUUUUUCUUUUUCCGGUGGUACCCUAAAUUUCUGAGUAGCUUUAAUUUGUGAUGGAGACUUUUGGGUUGGCAACAGCACAGCAGUGGUAGCCUGAUAUGGGUUGAUAGCUAUUGCAGUUGAUAAAAUGGCCACUUGUCAUUUACUUACUUCAGAAGGGGCUCCAGUCUCUAAUAUUUGAACAUGCAUUUGCGACAUUUCAAGUUGAGGUUUUGUAUGCAACGAUUAAGGGUUAUGAGAAUGUAUUGACAGCGAAUAUGGCCUUCAUGUUGAC
This is a messenger RNA of Ilex paraguariensis (yerba mate), 2140 nucleotides long. NCBI's taxonomy places the organism in Eukaryota, Viridiplantae, Streptophyta, Magnoliopsida, Aquifoliales, Aquifoliaceae. The record is from the annotation of a GenBank genome assembly.